AUGUCCCAAUCCAAGCGAUAUACCGAGAACUUUCCAAAACUUUGGCAAGCUGCCACGGAUGACAGUGAUCUUACACUUUAUGGAUUUCGCCGGUUCAAGACGUCGCAUCUCCUCAACCUCCGGUUCCUGGAGGAGGAGAUUGCCGAAAUCGACCAUAAGCUCUACCAGGCCGGCCUUGGUCUUGGCAUCGAUCAUCCCCUCGCCGAUAGGCUUGGUUUGAAAGAUAGCAAGAAAGAUGCAAAAGUGCCUCGGGUUGAAGAUACCAUCACGGAGGACUUGGUCCUAAGGCUCCGCACUUUAUGCGAGCAGUAUGAUAAUGCUCUCAUUGCCUUGAACAAAAUCAUGGACAUGGAGGUCUUCUCUCUGCUCGAUGACGAAAAGCAAUGCAGCACGCGGACCGACCUGACUUUGUCUGAAAUGUACAAAACAAGACUCCUCAGAGUGGACCUCAUGUCUCGAGCUCGCACCGACCCUCUGCAAGACUGGAUUCAUAGAGGACUGCGAAAUUUACACUACUGGAGAAUCUCGUCUAGGGAAAAGAAUAGGAAAUCGGCAUCAUUUGGUGCAGGCCGGGCUCAUCGUUGGUCGUAUGAGGACUUGGUGUAUUCGGCGAACAUCAUGAGCCGCUUGAUAUUGACUUUACUGACGAGUACCUUUCUGAUUGUCCCCCUUGGCGUCAUGUCCGAAAGCUCAAGCAUGGCGCAGCUGUUUAUUAUCGGAUUCAGUAUAGUCGCUUUUUCUGUCUUGGUGGCCACGGCUCUAAAGGUCUCGAGUUUUGAGAUGAUGGCAAUGUGUGCUGGGUAUGCGGCUGUCAUUUCGGCAUUCAUGGCAAAUAGCUGA
Molecule: messenger RNA, 840 nt
Organism: Pestalotiopsis fici W106-1
Lineage: Eukaryota; Fungi; Ascomycota; Sordariomycetes; Amphisphaeriales; Sporocadaceae
Exons: 2
Coding region: 1-840 (279 amino acids)
Source: RefSeq, a predicted model, not a curated record